Thalassophryne amazonica is the source of this 1647-nucleotide messenger RNA. RefSeq names its product trafficking regulator and scaffold protein tamalin (gene tamalin). Gene Ontology annotation, molecular function: protein binding. The transcript has 8 exons. The record is from RefSeq and is a predicted model, not a curated record. NCBI's taxonomy places the organism in Eukaryota, Metazoa, Chordata, Actinopteri, Batrachoidiformes, Batrachoididae. The coding region runs from base 117 to 1235 and encodes 372 amino acids.
AAGUUGGACUUGUGUCCACGCUGCGCAGCGGCUCCACUCAGCAUCUGUCUGUCUGCUCCGCUGCUGCCGCGCUCAGGAGGGCUGAAGAGAGUUUAAUUUGCUGAAAGGUCUUCAGCAUGACGUUCAGGAGGCUGAAGAAGGUGAACUCCAGCGGGCCCGACGGCGGGGCCACACGUCCGCACAACGACAUUUACUUCCCUUCGUCCAAGUCAGACAGCUGCGGCUCCGUGGACUUCCCCACGCGCGCCUCGGAGGUUUACAGCUACAGGGCUCUGGCUUAUUCCGGAGGAACUCUGCCCAGAAACUUUAAAAAGGGUGUUGGGCUCCAGAAGUGGAAACCUCUAACUCAGUCACCAGAACCACAAAGGAAGGUGGUGUCCCUGGAGAAGAAAGAAGAGGAGACGUUUGGCUUUGAGAUCCAGACGUAUGGGUUGCACCAUCAGGACCAGAACUCUGUGGAAAUGUGCACGUUUGUGUGCAAGGUGCACGAUGACAGCCCUGCCCAGCUCGCAGGACUUAAAGUUGGUGACACAAUCACAAGUGUGAAUGAGGAGAGUGUGGAGGGAUUUCGCCACAAGGACAUCGUCCAACUCAUCAGGGCCUGUGGCAACGCACUCAGGCUUGAGACGGUUUACAGCGACUCCAUCCGGAAAGCGGAGCUGGAAGCCCGGCUGCAGUAUCUGAAGCAAACUAUGCAUGAGAAAUGGGAUGAAUAUCGGUCACUGAUGGUGCAGGAGCAGCGGCUUGUUCACGGCAUAGUAAUGAGUGACGCUGCCAUCUACGAGUCACUGGAGUCAGCAGGUGUGUACGGCAGCCUGGGCACGCCCAGCCCCGCUGUUCGUAGAGCGCUCCGCAGCACCGGCAGCAGCACAAGCUUCCCGAGCACAGCCACUGAAGACGACCCGCUCUACCAGACCUGUUUGUACCAGGCGGAUGGCAGCAUGGACUCGGACCUCACGGGCGACGACGAGAGCAAAGAGCAGCAGCCAACACAGAAGCAGCAGCGCCUGCGACCUGCCAGCGAACACUUCACUACGGCCAAGACGCAGCUGACACGCAGCGCCAGCACACGCAGCUACGUUAGGGGGCCAACAUUGCCGCCUGCCUCGGGGGAGAAGCACGGAGGAGUCGGCUCACUGCAGAGAAAGCCCAAACCGAAAAGCUUCCGUAGGCGCCUCCUGAAAUUCAUCCCCGGCUUGAACCGACCGCUGGAGGAGGAGGAGAGUAAGCUGUGACCUUUUGCACCGAAACGCCAAACAGAACAAAGACUGUAAAUACCUGUGACUGUGAAAAUAACAUCCAAAGAGUACAAGCAGCCCCAAAGAGUGAAGACAUUGAGACCAAAGUGUAAAAGCUUUACAGUUCCACAUCUCCAACUUCUGGCUGCAUCAGAAGCUUUCAGUGUUUCAGAACCGUUAACAUUUGUCUGUGUUGUGUUCUUUAAGUUAUUUAUUUAUUUUAGCAUCUCUGAAGGACUUUUUAGAGGAUUGCCAGUUGUUUUUUUCUUUUGACACCUCGAUUAAAGACCUGCUAUAGGAUUGUUCCACAAAACACUUUGUUAAAGAUAGAUGUGAUAUCUCCUUUUGAUAAGCCGUUCUAUUUCAUCUCGAUCAUUGUCCUUGAAAAUAAAACGUCGUUUUGAGAUUA